AUGUCCUCUCAGCCAUUACCUGGACGGCCAGAGCGCAUUUAUCUACCCACAGAAAUAUGGCAAACGAUCCUUCGACACGCCAUUUUCGUCCCGCUCUUCUUUGACACUGAUCCUCUCUCGUCCUAUGGCCUUGCCGCUCUUCGCGGCUAUUAUGAUAUGUCCGGAUACUGGGACUCUGAGCGUACGAGGAACAAGCUCCGACGCGUAUGCUCGUCUUGGAAUGCAUAUCUCCAACACUUUGCGCACCGAUUCGUCGCGCUCAAGGACGUUGUCCACAAUCAUGUUCCUAUAGCGGCCCUACCGCUCGCAUAUAGGAUUCACAUGACCGCAUGCAAGUGCUUCGCGUGCAUAAACCAUGGAUUGCAGAAUACGGGUCACCUAGCCUCAAGCGUCUCAAGAUCUGACUCCAAGGAACCAGUUGACCGGUCGUGGAGAGUAGAGAUUUUGGAGAUUGACCACCAUUGGCUCCGGGAAGACGCCCUUCUGAAGAUUCUCGCGUCAAAAUCUCAUGUGCGGGUGUAUAUCAGACCGUUAUUGAUCAAGGUGAACAAAACCAUCGAACACCAGUCCUCUUCAGAGUUGCGUCUAUACAGUGGUCUACCCGGGACGGAGAUUUGCUCUGUGCAGAACCUAUCUACACUCCGACUCGCCCUGGACACCUCCCUUGUUUCAACAAUCCCUCCGAUGCCCAAUCUCAAACAUCUCUCUGUCAUUUUCACCGACAGGAGAAUUCCCGGGGACGCGACUUGCUCAUCAACUGGCUUCAGCAGAUUGGCCACCAACUCCUCACCUUGUUUUGGGCGACCGGUGAACGAGUCAAUUACAAGCUCCCUAUCCCUAUUUGGUCACUUUGUCCAUCUAUUACCUCGCUUCAACUCCCAAGCGACACUCUCUGGUCAUCCCCACCGCCUACACACCCAAUUACGUACCUCCGACUCAACUUGGGUCCGGAUAGGAACGAAAAUCGUUCAAAAUGCGCCUAUUGCGAUCUAUUUCACCCAAUAUUGA
Molecule: messenger RNA, 1008 nt
Organism: Serendipita indica DSM 11827
Lineage: Eukaryota; Fungi; Basidiomycota; Agaricomycetes; Sebacinales; Serendipitaceae
Source: the annotation of a GenBank genome assembly